AUGAACAGGAACAGUAACAGUAACAAUAAUAAUAACGUGAACAGGAACAGUAACAGUAGCAAUAACAGGAACAGAAACAGUAACAGUAGCAAUAAUAGGAACAGGAACAAUAGCAAUAACAGGAAUAGGAACAAUAGCAAUAACAGGAACAGUAACAAUAACAGUAGCAAUAACAGGAACAGUAACAGUAGCAAUAAGAGGAACAGGAACAAUAGAAAUAACAGGAAUAGGAACAGUAGCAAUAACAGAAACAGUAACAGUAACAGUAGCAAUAAGAGGAACAGUGACAGUAGUACUAACAGGAACAGGAACAAUAGUAAUAACAGGAACAGCAACAGUAACAGUAGAAAUAGCAAUAAUAGAAAUAAUAACAGUAACAGGAACAGUAACAGGAACAGUAACAAUAACAGUAGCAAUAACAGGAACAGUAAGAAUAGCAAUAACAGGAGCAGUAACAGUAACCAUAGCAAUAAUAGGAACAGGAACAGUAACAAUAGCAAUAACAGGAACAGCAACAGUAACAGUAGAAAUAGCAAUAAUAGAAAUAAUAACAGUAACAGGAACAGUAACAGGAACAGUAACAAUAACAGUAGCAAUAACAGGAACAGUAAGAAUAGCAAUAACAGGAGCAGUAACAGUAACCAUAGCAAUAAUAGGAACAGGAACAGUAACAAUAGCAAUAACAGGAACAGAAAUAGUAACAGUAGCAAUAACAGAAACAGUAAUAGUAACACUAGCAAUAACAGGAACAGGAACAGGAACAGUAACAAUAACAGUAGCAAUAACAGGAACGGGAACAGUAACAGUAGAAAUAACAAUAAUAGAAAUAAUAACAGGAACAGGAACAGUGAUAGUAGCAAUAAAAGGAACAGCAACAAUAACAGUAGCAAUAACAGGAAUAGGAACAGCAGCAAUAACAGGAGCAGUAACAAUAACAGUAAUAAUAACAGAAAUAGGAACAGUAGCAAUAACAGGAACAGCAACAGUAACAGUAGCAGUAGCAAUAAUAGAAACAAUAACAGUAACAGGAACAGUGAUAGUAGCAAUAACAGGAACAGCAACAGUAACAGUAACAGGAACAUGAACAGAUAA
Molecule: messenger RNA, 1092 nt
Organism: Megalopta genalis
Lineage: Eukaryota; Metazoa; Arthropoda; Insecta; Hymenoptera; Halictidae
Source: RefSeq, a predicted model, not a curated record